Messenger RNA from Talaromyces rugulosus, 2316 nucleotides. RefSeq lists its product as uncharacterized. The record is from RefSeq and is a predicted model, not a curated record. Gene Ontology annotation, cellular component: mitochondrion. Bases 1 to 2316 code for a protein of 771 amino acids. Gene Ontology annotation, molecular function: ketol-acid reductoisomerase activity. Gene Ontology annotation, biological process: L-valine biosynthetic process. The transcript has 4 exons. NCBI's taxonomy places the organism in Eukaryota, Fungi, Ascomycota, Eurotiomycetes, Eurotiales, Trichocomaceae.
AUGGCCUCCAAGACCAUCCCUCGCGCCCUGCGCCUCUCCAGCCGUGUGGCUGUUCCUCGCCGCACUUUUGUCUCUACUGUGCGUGCUCGCCCUUCAGUGGCCACUGCUGCUAUCCGCAGCCCUGUCACCGUCCCUGCUCGUGGUGUGAAGACCAUCGACUUUGCCGGUACCAAGGAGGACGUCUAUGAACGUGCCGACUGGCCUCAAGAGAAGCUCCAGCAGUACUUCAAGAACGAUACCCUUGCCCUCAUCGGCUACGGCUCCCAGGGCCACGGCCAGGGCCUCAACCUCCGUGACAACGGCCUCAACGUGAUUGUCGGUGUCCGCAAGGACGGUGCCUCCUGGAAGGAAGCUAUCCAGGAUGGCUGGGUUCCUGGAACCAACCUGUUUGAUGUUGAAACAGCCAUCAACAAGGGUACCAUCAUCAUGAACCUCCUCUCCGAUGCCGCCCAGUCCGAGACCUGGCCCACCAUCAAGCCCCUCCUCACCAAGGGCAAGACCCUCUACUUCUCCCACGGUUUCUCCCCCGUCUUCAAGGACCUCACCAAGGUCGAGGUCCCCACCGACAUUGAUGUCAUCCUCGUUGCCCCCAAGGGCUCCGGCCGUACCGUCCGCUCUCUCUUCCGUGAGGGCCGUGGUAUCAACUCUUCGAUUGCUGUCUUCCAGGAUGUCACUGGCAAGGCCAAGGAGAAGGCCAUUGCCAUGGGUGUUGCCGUCGGCUCUGGCUACCUGUACGAAACCACCUUUGAAAAGGAGGUCUACUCUGACCUCUACGGUGAACGUGGAUGCCUGAUGGGUGGUAUCCACGGUAUGUUCCUUGCUCAGUACGAGGUUCUCCGUGAGCGCGGCCACUCUCCCUCCGAGGCCUUCAACGAGACUGUUGAGGAAGCCACCCAGUCUCUGUACCCCUUGAUUGCCGCCAACGGUAUGGACUGGAUGUACGCUGCCUGCUCCACCACCGCCCGCCGUGGUGCCAUUGACUGGUCGCCCAAGUUCAAGGACGCCUUGAAGCCUGUCUUUGACGAGCUGUACACCAGCGUCAAGGAGGGCAAGGAGACCCAGCGCUCUCUCGACUACAACUCGCAGCCCGACUACCGUCAGCGCUACGAGAAGGAGAUGGAGGAGAUCCGCAACCUCGAGAUCUGGCGUGCCGGCAAGGCCACACAAACUCAAAGAGAGAGAAAAACAAAAAUGACAGAGCCCAAAUCCCACCUCCCACUCACCCCAUCCAGCAUUUCCAAAGCACACGCCCUCAUCAAACCAUAUAUCCACCAUACGCCGCUCCUCACAAACACGACCCUCAACACAAUCGCGUCGACUGCGCAACCAGCUACGGACUUGGCUGGUAAGGCGGCGGCGGCAUCGCCAAAGAUUCGGUUUUAUUUCAAGUGUGAGAAUUUUCAACGGAUUGGCGCGUUCAAAGCGCGAGGCGCGUUUCAUGCGUUGUUGAGGCUUAUUGAGGAGAAGGGGGAGGAGGAGGUUAGGAGGAGGGGGGUUGUUACGCAUAGUUCUGGAAACCAUGCGCAAGCCCUAGCCCUCGCAGGCAAAACGUUAAACGUGCCAGCAUACAUUGUAAUGCCGUCCAUCAGCACGCCUAGCAAAAUCGCCUCGACACAGGCCCUUGGAGCAACAGUGCUGUUCAGCGGCAGCACGGAACCAGAGCGUGAGGCCGUUAAGCAGAAAGUGCAGGAGGAAACCGGGGCUAUUUUUAUCCCGCCGUAUGAUCAUCCGGACAUCAUUCUCGGACAGGGUACGGUGGGACUGGAGUUGGAGGAGCAGUAUGAAGAGUUGAAAGGGCAGGCAGAAGGCAAAGGGCUAGAUGCUGUGUUUACGCCUAUUGGUGGUGGUGGGCUGAAUGGCGGCGUUGCGACGUGGUUCUCUGUCCCCUCGAAGGAAGGACGGAAGAAGUCGUUGGUCUUUGGCGCUGAGCCCUCGUUUGAAGGCGCAAAUGAUUGCCAGAGAGGCCUGGCAGCUGGGAAACGUGUCGAGGCGGUUUCGACAAAGACGAUUGCCGACGGACUGCGGACGCCCGUUGGACAUCAUAACUGGGCGAUCAUUUCCGAUCCGUCCAAGAUUGCAGGCGUGUAUAGCGUGAGCGAGGAUCAGAUUAAGAAAGCUAUGAGGUUAGUGUUUGAGAGAAUGAAGGUGGUUGUUGAGCCGAGCGCCGUGGUUGGACUGGCAGUGUGUCUGUUUGAUGAGGAUUUCAGACGCAAAGUCGAACAGGAGGGCGGCGAAGAUGGAUGGGAUAUUGGGGUUGUGUUUAGCGGUGGUAACACGACUGUUGAAGCUAUCGGGGCGUUGUUUACCUCCAAUUAA